AUGGGCAAACUGUGGCAGAUGUACUCGGUUGCCGAGCGCCACAAAGCAGACGUGGACUUCCUUCUGGUGUACAUCUUUGAAGCGCACCCAGUUGAUGGCUGGUCAAUACCAGGCAACUACUGCAUACACUCUCACCACUCCAUAGAAUACCGGGCGUUGGCUGCUGAAGUGUUGACAGACCACGGGAUUCUGUAUCCUGUGGUUCUAGACGACAUGGACAAUGGGGCAGCUAUCGCAUACGCUAGCUCUCCAGAAAGACUCUAUGUUAUUCUGGAUGGUAUUAUUGUUUACCAAGGUAAAUAUGGUCCUACCAACUAUAAACCCGCGGAACUGGAUACAUUCUUGGGACAGCUGGUUCUGAAGAUUUCAUAA
Molecule: messenger RNA, 372 nt
Organism: Gigantopelta aegis
Lineage: Eukaryota; Metazoa; Mollusca; Gastropoda; Neomphalida; Peltospiridae
Product: type I iodothyronine deiodinase-like
Exons: 1
Coding region: 1-372 (123 amino acids)
Molecular function (GO): thyroxine 5'-deiodinase activity
Source: RefSeq, a predicted model, not a curated record